This is a messenger RNA of Aureobasidium subglaciale EXF-2481, 2886 nucleotides long. RefSeq lists its product as uncharacterized. The transcript has 4 exons. The record is from RefSeq and is a predicted model, not a curated record. Gene Ontology annotation, cellular component: cytoplasm. The coding region runs from base 1 to 2886 and encodes 961 amino acids. NCBI's taxonomy places the organism in Eukaryota, Fungi, Ascomycota, Dothideomycetes, Dothideales, Saccotheciaceae.
AUGGUGAAGGCCGAUAUCAAACGCAACUACUAUGCGGAUCUGGAAGUGCCCAACGAUGCUUCCGUCGAAGACAUCAAGAAGGCAUACCGCAAGCUUGCUUUAAAAUACCACCCCGAUCGAAACCCUGGCAAUGAGUCAGAAAUCGUGCCCAAAUUCCAGGCCAUCCAAGCCGCCCAAGAAAUCCUCAGCGACCCGGUGUCCAAGAGCCGAUAUGAUGCAGACCGCAGGAAGGCGGGACUAGGUGCAGGUGCCUUUACCAAGCCAAACGUGCCACCGAGGAGCACCGGACAGAACCCCAUGUACCAGGCCUCAUCCAACUUCCCUCCACCACCGAGACGCACCCCGAACCCGACCGCCUCAUGGCGCAGUACCGCGUCCGGCGCUUCAGGAGCUGAUAGAUUCACGAACUUCCCGAAACCUGCAGCACCCACGAGCAAGAAGACGUCGACCGACCCUGCGAAUGUCUUCAAUGCCUGGCAAAACAUGAAGUCACAGACAGCCGGUGCUUCACCACAACCACCCCCUCGCCCGACUCCCAAACGACCAGUGCCCAAUCCACCGCCGAGACGAGACACGCGCCGUCCCACCGAGGAAGACAUACGUGCUGGUAUGAACUACCGUGAAGCCCCUCCUAGGCCGACUUCCAACGCUUAUGGUGGCUUCCGCUCGGCCUGGGCCGAGUACAACGGAGCAGGAACAAGUAACCCGGGUGCCUCUACCGCUUCUAGCACUCCGAGGAAGGGCGGUUUUGAUCCUACGUCGACCGGUGACGAGGGUCAGGCAGGAAGCACGGCCAACUACUCGUCGUCUAGGCGAAGGUCCGCGGAUCCACCAUAUUACCCACCUCCACCUCCACGUUCUGCUUCCAACCAAACGAACUCAGAUGUCCCGUUUGAGGGCAUCCGCACCAAAUCAGCCUACUCGGGUGAGGACUAUCGUAGAACAACUAGCACAUCUCAAGUGCCCACAACUUCUGAGAGCGGACCGUCAUUGGGUCGAUCGACGCGCAAGGCGGGUACGGGUACAGCAAGGAAGCCCUUUGUCGUCUACAGCUCCAGCGAUGACUCGGAGACUGAAGAUGACUCGGCCUUCACCACCCCUGACACUGCGCAGAAGAUCCCUCAGCCAACGGCUACUGAACAGACAGCUGACCCCUCUUCACGCCCCUUCACACGUCCUAAGAAGACACCCAAUCCUCCCAGCCGCCAGUUCAAGAAUGGCGUGCCUUACAAGGCCCCAGAUGAAGCCAGUGGAAGCAGCAGCCUUGGUCCAGAUCCAGCAAGCGAUGCUGGCGAGAAGGACAAACCAACAAUGUAUGCCAACUAUUUCUCUACCCCUUCUCCAAAGCCUCAAGAAAAAAUGCCCUCUCCAGUUUAUCCCUUCGGGAGAAACUAUCAACACAACAAGAGCCCAGAUUCGAUACCCCGGUGGGCUGUCCCUUCGUCUGUUCCCCCUGUCAAAGCUGUUCCUCCUUUCAAGCGGUCUCACUCGGCUGCUCAACGCGCCUGGGUGGACCUCACGAACACAGAGGCGUCUGAAAACACGGGAAAGAGUCAACCACACUUCCCUGAGAGACCGACAUACAGAGCCGAGCCUAAUGAUCUCAUCGAUCUGACUGCGGAUGACGCCCCUACACUUCAGUCGCCCUUCAAAAAGGCCUGCUUUACCAAAGACGACGCUACUGGCCUUUUCACCAUACCCAUCAAUGCUGACACCUUCAGGCCCAACGUGGCCAAAAGCCGUAGCGAAGACAGCAUCAAUACUUCUUUCGUCGCUGAGCAAUGGGCUGGCGACUUUACCAGCAACAACGUCUUUGCUGCUGCCCAACAUGCGACUGGCAGUGGUCGCAAAUCUGCCACUCCGUCACGGAAGUCUUCGAGAGCUUUCCGCCAACAGCCCAGGGUGAACACUUUCCCCGAGACCACGCCCAGUGUAGAGCCCACAGAGGAUGCGACCGUCCAAUCGCCUCCCCCACCGCCGGCCAAGUAUCGCCCCGAUGAAUGGGCGAAACAUUUCCAAGAUGCCUCUUGGGCUUUUGACCCAAACGCUCUACGCACCUCAUCCCCUGGUAAGCCUGAGUCAAAGACGACAUCUAGAAGUAAUUCGACCGCGGUAAGAAAGGGUUCGAGGGUUGCUAACAAGAUACCCGUGAACACCUCUAAGCCUGCAACUGUAGCAGAUGAAGAGGAGGAGUUGGCACCUAGAACCCACUCUCCGGAUGAGAUGGAUGUCGAUGAAGCUCCACCAGCCGGCACAAAUGCUGCGCCUCAAGCUCCCUCUGCCCAGGAGCCUCGCAUGUACCCUGUCGAUACCACACACCUUCAUCAAGGUGACAAUGAGGCUUCCAAACGCGAGAGCGAUGGCUUUAAGGUCCGCCUUGACGAUCUAGGCGCCGCAGUCGAUCCUCAGCCAUCUCAAGGCCUCGACGGUUUCUCCGAUAUCAGCAACACUCUCCCGUUUACCUCGAAAGCCUCCACCACCAUCCCAACCUUUACACCUCAGUCCCUCCAGAUGCCCACCCUCCCCCGCGCACCCUCGACACCCACGAAACUCACCCGCUCCUCAUGGUCAACCUACUGCAUCUCCUUUUCCAUCUACCUCGACAAAUUCGACAAGUUCAACUCGACCCUGCUCGCCCAUUUCAGCAGACGACAGGAAAAAGCAGCAAGAUUGGUAAGAGCUGGAGUUAAAGCGUUGGAAGCCGUAGGGGAAGCUAGCACGGGAGAAGGCUUUAUGAGUUAUGCUCAAGCCAUCAAGGAAGAUGAGCGCGUCAGAGAACAUUGGAACAUUGGAAGUGAGAAACAUGGAGAUGCGGUUAGAGAGUUUGAGAAUGUCAGGGAAAGAGUUAGGGUACUGAGUGAGGGUGCUGGGUUGCCUGAGAAUUGA